This is a messenger RNA of Haliotis rufescens (red abalone), 4606 nucleotides long. Its product is annotated as integumentary mucin C.1-like. The transcript has 7 exons. NCBI's taxonomy places the organism in Eukaryota, Metazoa, Mollusca, Gastropoda, Lepetellida, Haliotidae. The record is from RefSeq and is a predicted model, not a curated record. The coding region runs from base 266 to 1228 and encodes 320 amino acids.
AGGUAUGUCACUCCAGUCAUGCAUGGGUUGUGAAAGGGCGGGCACCUGGCGUGAUACUAGAGUGAACUAGAGUACGGGCAUGAACUGGUGGUUUGGGGUGACGGUUCUGACGGCUGUGGUCGGAGGUGGCUACUUUCGAUACUUUGUUUAGGUCUGCAUUGCCCACACCAGGUCAGUAAGGAUGGGACGACUCUGGACGCGGAUAGUGGGAGUGUAGCAGGGAGGUGACCUACUUGGCGUGUGUGUACAACACGCAUCUCUCAUCAUGGGAGCCAGAUGGACAUAUGUGCUUCUAGUCGUCCACCUUACAAGUCUGCUUUUGAUGUCCAAAGGCCAGACAUGCUUCUUCACGGAGAUUGCAAGACAGAAGGGAUCUGAGAUGCUGCACAGUGACUCUGCGAACACGACGGACGUGAGUGCUUGCAAGACUCUCUGUAACACGACGGAGUUGUGUAUAGCGGGAGAAUUCCUCUCCACCACGAACACGUGUCACAUCUACCUGGUGGAGACAACUCUCACUGGUCAAACUGAGACGAUGUUCUUUCAGUGGAACUGUACUUACGAAACAGCGACAACUGCGACUACAACAGCAUCUACGACUACAAUGCAAACGACUACAACUACAACGCAACCGACAACAACUACACCUACAACUACCAUGCAAACGACUACAACUACAACGCAGCCGACUACAACUACUACAUCUACAACUACAAUGCAAACAACUACAACUGCAACGACUACCACCACCAUGCAACCGACUACAAUUACAACGACUACAACUACAAUGCAACCGACUACAACUACUACACCUACAACUACAAUGCAACCGACUACAACUACAACGGCUACAACUACAAUGCAACCGACUACAACUACAACGGCUACAACUACAAUGCAACCGACUACAACUACCCCGACCACUUCUACAACGACAUCAAGAACAACGCCUACUGCAACUACCACUACGACAACAACUCCUGCAUCAAUGACGACUAUCACGCCAACUCUCGACAGGAAACGUUCUAGUCCUCAAUAUCGUACGGAGGGUGCGAUAGCAUCCGCCGUCGCAAGCUUUGCCGUCCUCCUCUGUAUCCCCAUCCUGAUGUACAUCAUCUUGUCCAGACGGACAUUAUACAUAAUGGUACUCAUACGGAGAAUCGAACCCAGGACUUCGAUAGAAAGUCAAGACGGCAGGGAAGACAACGGGAGAUGGGUCAUUGAGUGAGUGAAUGUUUAGCUAUGCUGGAAUCAUCUUUUGCUCCACUGGAACUAUCACUUGAAGUGUGUCAUCAGAUGUUGGAAGAAAGUGAAAAGUGACACUUUUGAUGACGCCCCACAAUGAAUAGUUUGGUGCUGGCAGAACAAGAUCCGAAUCAGCUGAUAUUCCGACUGACCCGCAGACCUUGUGAGCCAAGUCUGGAGCGCCACCCGUGGCCCUGUAUAACAUAAGGGAAGAGUUCUUGGUACAGGUAUUGGCACAGCUAUUGAAGGUCAUCUGACUUCUUGUACCUACCAAUAAGCCGCUCACUAACACCAGGUUAGUGUAAAUAACAUUCUUGGGAUCCUUAAUGUACAAUACAUUAAUAAUGCACCUUAUGACAGAAACAUGUCAGCUUUAGUACUGGAGUGUCAUUCAGCUGAGUGAGAUGACAAUGGGAUUCAGCUGAGUGAUGUCACAAUGGGAUUCAGCUGAGCGAUGUGAUAAUGGCAUUCAUGUAUACUUUAUACAUGUAUUGAUGAUACAUUCAUAAACACCAUGUUAACCACAAUGCUGUGACAUAUUUUGUUAGCAUAGAUUCUUUUAAUUGACAUCCUACAAAUGCUUCCUUCUUAAUAUAUUUUCCCGUAUUUCUGUGUUUAUUGUACAAGACUUCCGUAUUUCCGUGUUUAUUGUACAAGACUUCCGUAUUUCUGUGUUUAUUGUACAAGACUUCCGUAUUUCUGUGUUUAUUGUACAAGACUUCCGUAUUUCUGUGUUUAUUGUACAAGACUUCCGUAUUUCUGUGUUUAUUGUAUAAGACUUCCGUAUUUCUGUGUUUAUUGUACAAGACUUCCGUAUUUCUGUGUUUAUUGCACAUGACUUCCGUAUUUCUGUGUUUAUUGUUCAAGACGUCCGUAUUUCUGUGUUUAUUGUACAAGACUUCCGUAUUUCUGUGUUUAUUGUACAAGGCACUCAGUCGUAAAUGUAAUGGUGCACCUGCACGUGCUUGAAACAUUGUUUCACGUGAAACGUGCUUGAAACAAAAGGGUAAAUUCAUUUGGGAAAUAUGGUCAGUCGUUAAUGAAAAUUAACUGUGAUCACAUUCCCAAAGACAUAAACAAAUGUAUAAACGUUACUACAUUUGGGGUUAAAGGGCAAAUUUAAAGAUUCUUGUAAUGGCCGCGCCCACACUGGGGGCAGCGAUGUUACCGAGAGUGUAACGAAGGUGUCACGCGCUGGGAAGGAGCUUGACGAUAACAAGUAAAAGGGAGAUAACUCUACCGUAUAUAUUCCAUCACUUACUGAUAAGUAGUCGUGCAUCUUCCGGCACAUGUGUAACAGUAGUGGCCAAUACGUUCAAUAUUUCACAGUCUGUGAUUAGCAGACUAUUAAACAGGUACCAACAAACACAAAAUGAUGACGAUUGACCAAUUUCAGGACGUCAUCGAUUAACGACAAUACAGGAUCGAUUGAUUCAAAACCAGACUCUACGAAAUCGAGGUCAAAAGGCAAAUCCAAUUGCCUUUGAUCAGGUUACUGGAGUACGCUUUCGGGACGGAACAUUAGAAGGCAAGACGUGUGGGUCGACGUUUUUCCUUUUAGGACAACAAACCGUGCAAAACGUGCACGAAUCGUCAAUUCUCACAUCCACCAGCAUAACAUCCAUGGCCAGAAAUGCAGCAACGAGCCCACGCCUUCCCCCGUUGAACACGUCUGGGACAUGACAGGGAGACGUGUGCAUCCCAUGCGGACUCUAUGGAUGUAAUGUCUGGGGACUAUUAACCCUCAAAGAAUAUGAUAUGCUGGAAAUUAUUCAACGUUAUUUCAGUAGAAAAAUACAGGUACUGUUGCUGUGGACAACAUGGGCUUGAUAUCUCUCCAAUCCUUUAUUGACAAACAGUCACUGUUACUACUUGGAAAACUAUGCCGAUCCAGUUACAGCUAUGUUUUUAAAAAGGUAUUCAUUACUCGCCUUGGGCAGUUUAGAUACGAAAUAGCGUUGGAUAACUUCAGAAAACGAUGUGCUUUGUCACCUGUAUAUAACAUGCUUAGACUUGUCAAAAAAUACAAUCUUAAUGCAGAAAUAGAAGAUUAUCUAAUUAAAUGUAGCUUCCCAAGUAAAAAGGCAUGGUCUGAUAUUGUUAAGGAAAGGAUUAUUUUUGCAGACCAGGAAGCUGUAUGCUCUAAGCUGCUAUCUAGACUUAACUUAAAUAGAUAUGUUUCGCUACGUAAUGAUAAAGAACACAGACUCUGGCUAUUUGCAUUUGAACGUCCUGAACAGUUCCCAAACCUGUCUCAUCUUGUACGGCUGGGAUGCCUAAAUAUAGAAUCUAGGGAAUGUCGAUGUAGAAUUGUAGCUCAUGAUAUUAUUAAGCAUGUCUUUUUGUAUUGUACAUUGAAUAUGAAUGACAGAAAUGAACUAUUUGAAAUCAUUUGUGAUGUGAUAGAUGUCUCUACAUUUGCAAGACUAUGUAGUGAGGACGAUGAUAUGAUCCUGUCUGUACUACUUGGCUGUAUGCCUGAGUGUGUUAGCUCUUUAUCUCAAAGUCUAUGGGGUGACCUUAUGGUUCUUGUGUCAAGAUAUUGUAGGAAAUGGCUGUAUCUGUUACAAAACAGUUAUAAGAAUGCUUGAUUGUCAUGCAUUUUGUAGUUAUCAUUUCUAAUAAUAUUGUUCAAUUGUACUACUGUACAGCUCUGUUAUUAUACAUAAUAUCAUAUAUGAUAUGUAUCUUCAAUAUCUGGAGGAAAUAAAGAAUAUCUAUCAAUGCUUAUAACGAACAAGGGUUAUAGCGAACUAAAAUUAGUGGUCCCUUUGAGUUCGUUAUAACCGUAGUUUACUGUACAUGUAUAUGCUUGUGACCACUUAUCUCGAACUGGAGAUAAGAUUACAUUCUCGAACCUUGUACUCCGUCUCAACUUUAACUUUAGCACAGCGAUUUUAUACUUUUAACUCGAAGUUGGCAUUUGCCACAUAAACAUUUUUGAGAAGUGAAAAUAAACAUUUUACCUAGAUAUAUCUGAUAACUUUCCUCACAUAAUCAUCUAACAUCUCUGUAAAUAUACAAUGCAAUUUGAAUCAGUUGUUUAACCAAUAUGAAUUUUCAGACAAUCCGGAUUAUAUUAUGAUAUACAGUGUAUAUGUGUCACAUAUAUUAUACGUUUUUGUACAUCAUAAUUUGAGCACGUAUUCAAACAGAGAAUCUGUGGAAUGCCUAUUGUGUUGUUAAGUAUUGCGAAACUCAUUUUCUUUGAACCUGACUAGGUUGGCAGUGAGGAAUUGGGUUUACAAGAUUGUCCAUUGCCCACAUUGGUCAAUCCAACAUGCAUAUAUGCACCGUAUAUAUUUUGUCAUAGCUAUUAUUGAUCAUUGCCUGCAAAAUACAUUAAAUUUUCAAUUUGCUA